AUUUUCAUAUUCUAUCAACAAUUAUGCAUUUUGUAGGUUCAAAUUAUAACCGUUCGCCGCGCCUGGUGCCAUACCCAAACUACAAUAUGAACAGACUGCCGGCUACCGGUCAACCGACCACCAACCACAUCAUCAACACGUACCGGAUAAGCGUGGACAAGUGUGAUCGUUUGUGGGUGAUCGACAUGGGGAUAUCGAACGGCACGAAGCUCGGCCAACCGCAGCUGUUCGUCAUCGACCUGAACACUGAUCAGGUCGUCCGGCAGUUCAUGAUCGCCCAAGACCUUUUGCGUUUGGACGGAAAUACGUGGUUCCCAGGCAUAUUGGCGGACACGGACUCAAAUUCGUGCAACCGUGCGUUCGCUUAUAUGCCGGACAUCGGCGGCGGCCUGCUGGUAUACGACUACUGGCGGAAUACAGUCAAGCGAAUCGAACACCAUUACUUCUACUUCGACCCGCUGGCCACCGUGUUCCACAUCGGUGGUGUCCGGGUUGAGUGGCCGGACGGCGUGUUCAGCCUGGGUAUGUCCGAACGCCACCGGAAUGGCUUCCGGACGCUCUACUUCCAGGCAAUGGCCAGCACCAGGAUGUUCUCGGUGGACACAAGCAUCUUGCAGUCGAACACGAGCGGCACGAACACGUUCGAAGAGUACCRGCAUCUCGGUCACCGCGUCGCUGGAAUGCAGGCCGGCGCCAUGUCCGUGGACGAGUCCACCGGCACCGUUUUCUAUGCGCUCGUCAACCAGGACGCGGUCGGCUGUUGGAACCCGAAGCAGCACGACCGCCUGUCCGCUGACACCUCGGACGUGUUGGCACAGGACUCUGUUACGCUMGAGUUCCCCGCUGACCUUAAGGUGGAUCAAGACUCCAAUCUGUGGGUGCUUAGCGACAGGAUGCCUCGCUUCCGGUUCCAGGUUCUCAACUUUGAYUUGGAAGACGUCAAUUAUCGCGUGUUCAGAGCUCCCGUCGCCGACGCCAUUCGUGGUACGGUCUGUGAAUCACCACGAACCUUGACUCGGCCGUCGUCCGGUCCYRACCAUCCUUCGCGACCUCGRCCUACCACCAUCUCCACCGGUGGAAGUGGAUGGAACACACCGUCUCGAAGGAUGAAUGAUUUUGAUUAGGGUGUUUUGUGAUUUGAUGUUGUGUGUACACAUGCAACGGAAUUUAAUGUAUAUUUUAUUUAUUAUUAUUUAUAUUGCAAGGAGAAAUGAUGUUUUAUUUACAAUCUGAACUUAGGACCAAUAAUCGGUUUUGUGCUAUUAUUUUUAUAAUUGUAUACUAUUUAGAGCAUGUUUGCAUUUUAGAAUGGUUUGAAGCUGUGAAUAAAAUACGUUUUUUAGUUGUAGGUAAAUGUAAUAUUUAUGCGUGGAAAACAAUAAUUAAACAUCACAGUCAUUUAAUUGUCAUAAAAC
Messenger RNA from Diuraphis noxia (Russian wheat aphid), 1415 nucleotides. RefSeq names its product protein yellow-like. Gene Ontology annotation, cellular component: extracellular region. The record is from RefSeq and is a predicted model, not a curated record. NCBI's taxonomy places the organism in Eukaryota, Metazoa, Arthropoda, Insecta, Hemiptera, Aphididae.